CAUGCGCACGAAGCGAAGCUUCUUCCAAAAACGCUGCUCUGAUUAUGUCAGCAAGUUCUUAUCUCUGAAGCGGUAGCGUGGUGUAAUUGUGGUAGACAUUGUCAUCUCGGUCUCAGAUAGCAGCCGGUCAGUUGGUGUUUGACAAUGGGUUGGCAGAGACCUGCAGAGCCGACGAUUCCUACCGUUUGGUACACUUUCCAGGCGCCGGAUCCGGACAAUGGCGACCAGUUGGUCACGUACCGGGUGGAAGAUCUGACCGAGGAUCGCUACGAUGACAUGAUCCAGCACUACACGGACAACUUCGUGGACGAUGAACCAUUCUGUGAGAACAAGCAGAUCUCCAAGGACGAACUGUCCCUGGCGGAGAUCGUGGGGUUUUGGCGGUGGUGCUUCGAGAAACGGAUGACGGUAGUUUGCUACAAGGAAGGUUCUUCAUAUGAGAUUCUUCGAGGGAUUUAUUUGGGAAUUCCUUCCGGGAUUCACUGA
Messenger RNA from Aedes albopictus (Asian tiger mosquito), 486 nucleotides. RefSeq lists its product as uncharacterized. The transcript has a single exon. Lineage: Eukaryota; Metazoa; Arthropoda; Insecta; Diptera; Culicidae. The record is from RefSeq and is a predicted model, not a curated record. Bases 145 to 486 code for a protein of 113 amino acids.